Messenger RNA from Owenia fusiformis, 1512 nucleotides. Lineage: Eukaryota; Metazoa; Annelida; Polychaeta; Sabellida; Oweniidae. The record is from the annotation of a GenBank genome assembly.
UUUGUUUUAAACGAAAAGUCUUUAUUGUUGAGUCACGUCUAUUUACAGUUGUGAUUUGACUGAUAUUUUAACGUCAGUUACCCCGUUUCUCUUAGUUCUCAACAAAACACCAAUCAAAAGGUGUGCACAUGAUAAAAGUAUAGCUCAGUACUAAGUAAUGGCAUAGGCCUUUAUGAGCAUGGGGCUGUUAUUUGGAUCCGUGGUAGUACUAGCAUUGGCAGUAUUUGCUAUUUUUGCGUCCUCCUGGUUACAACCAAAACUACCCCCAGUCUGGGAGGGAGACACAGAAGCAGAUUGGAAACCAUUGGCUGAUAUUUUUAGGAAAAAUGUUGAAAGUGGAUUGGAGAAGGGUGGAGCAUUUGCUGUGUAUUAUAAGGGACAGCAAGUGGUUAACCUGAGAGGCGGAUAUGCGGAUGUUGAAGCUGAAAUCCCCUGGAAUAAGAACACAAUAACACAGGUUAUGUCUACCACUAAGGCCAUUGCUUCAAUUACUAUUGCUCUACUAGUUGACAGGGGACUCCUUGAGUAUGAUGAACCAAUAGCUAAGUACUGGAAAGAGUUUGCUCAGAAUGGAAAAGAGAAAAUAACGUUAAGAACAUACCUAAGUCAUCAGGCUGGGUUGAUCACAGUUGAUGUGCCUUUCUCGCAGAAGCUCCUUAAAUCAAACUGGCAGGAGGCGGGAAGGAUACUAGCCAGACAAAAACCAGUUUGGGAGCCAGGUACUAGACAUGGCUAUCACAUGUUUACCAUUGGGCUGUAUCUGGAUCAGUUGGUGAGAAGAGUAGACAGUAAACAAAGAAGUUUAUCACAAUACUUUCAAGAGGAAAUUGCAAAACCUUUUGGUAUUGAUUUUUUUAUUGGGCUUCCUCUAGAAGAGAACCACAGAUGUGCCCGGAUGUAUAAAAGAGAGCUCAGUCAAAUAUUCACACAGUCCUGGGAAUCAUGGAAAAUGUUUUACACAAUUAUGAAAUCUUUGGGGACCAAUUACGCCAAAGCUAGUGAGCCUUUCUUCGAGACCAUGCCAAUGAUAGAUAACCCUAGUUUAGGAAACAACCCAGACCUCAGAUCCUUUAUUAAUGCAGCGGCUUAUGGGUUUAGUAAUGCAGCGUCUGUGGCCAAGCUAUUCAGCAUCGUAGCCCAUGGAAACGAUCAGACAACUAAUAAAACGCUAGUAUCCAAGGCAACUGUGGAGUCCAUGACUAAGCCUCUGGUAGGAGGUUCAGAUGCAGUCAUUGGUCUCAAUUUUACGUAUGCAACGGGCUAUGUGGUUUAUGACAGCCCUCAGGGUACCAAAAUCGUUGGUCAUCCAGGUUGGGGUGGACAGUUUGGGUUGAUGGAUGUAAAGAAGGACUUGGCCUGGUCAUAUACUACAAACCAUAUAAGCAACUGUAUGGUUGAUGCACAUUACACAAAGCUAGUAGAGGCCAUGUAUGCUGUAGUCGAUACCUUGGAACGGACUUGAUACAACUACUAUAGAUGAAUGAACUAAAAUAAGAACACAGUAAUAUGUUA